Messenger RNA from Onychostoma macrolepis, 999 nucleotides. It is a transcript of the gene hscb, whose product is annotated as HscB mitochondrial iron-sulfur cluster cochaperone. Gene Ontology annotation, biological process: protein complex oligomerization; [2Fe-2S] cluster assembly. Gene Ontology annotation, cellular component: mitochondrion. The record is from RefSeq and is a predicted model, not a curated record. The coding region runs from base 50 to 853 and encodes 267 amino acids. The transcript is spliced from 6 exons. Gene Ontology annotation, molecular function: protein-folding chaperone binding; ATPase activator activity. NCBI's taxonomy places the organism in Eukaryota, Metazoa, Chordata, Actinopteri, Cypriniformes, Cyprinidae.
UCCUGACAGGAAGUAGAGCGCUAAACCAGAUUUCGAACUGUGAGUGACCAUGAUAACGCUAUACAAACUCCGAUUUUUGUUAACAUCUCACAGAUUUAAACAUGCAAACAAAUUUAUAUCAAACGGACAACUUCUUAACCUCGUCUUGCUUCCGUGUUUCGCUUCAGGAAGAGCUGUCAGCUCUCACAGGAAAGGCAUUAAUGGUGUUUCUCACUGUAAAGCAGUUAAAGGACACUUGUCUCUGAACUCUUUCAGCACUGUUACAAUCAACAGACUCUGUUGGAAAUGCGGAUCUUCUGCUGAAUUAUUUUUCUGUUCGUCCUGUAAUGUGAUCCAACCUACUGAUGACAAGAGUAAUUAUUUUGACAUCUUGAACUGUGAACAAAAAUUUUCUUUGGACAUCAAGAAACUUCAGAAAAGAUACUUGGAGCUGCAAAGGUCUCUCCAUCCUGACAACUUCAGCCAGAAAUCAUCGAAAGAGCAGGAAUAUUCAGAAGAACAAUCAGCACUGGUGAACAAAGCCUACAGAACGCUGCAGAAACCUCUGAGUCGGGCCGUCUACAUGCUGGAGCUGCGAGGGGUUUUGCUGGAGGAAGGUACGGACGCCGCGGCGGACCCCGCGUUUCUCCGAGAGAUCCUGGAGAUCAACGAGAACCUCGCAGAGACGCGGAGCCAAGACGAGGUCAGCGCUAUCGGGCGGUCUGUGCGAGAGAAACUGAAAGACUUGACUGAACGGAUGAAUUCAUCUCUGAACACAGGGGAUCUGCUUACCGCCAAAGAGCUCCUGGCCCAAAUGAAGUACUUCACAAAUAUAGAAGAGAAGGUAAAAGACAGAAUUACAGAGGGUUGCUGAGGGAAAAUUGUAAACAAUUUGCAAUUGUAAUCCUGCUCAGUGAAAGAUUCACGCUUGUUCUCUGAAGUUUUUGUAGUUGUAUUUAUUGUUAAUAGUGUAUAUUUGUUGGAUUAUGGUUGGUAUCUAAAUAAAGUACAUUAUUUUAA